AUGGAAUGGUGCAUAACUUAUUUGUUACCGUCAAUAGUAAUUAAAUUGGGUAGCCCGAAGAUAACGAUACGUCGAAUAACAAAUCAAAUGCUUAUAGCUUAUCUGAAAUUACAACCUGAUGCUUUAAAUAUUGUUCAGAAAGUAAUUGGAAAUUUCCUACUGAACAAUGAAAAUGAUAUGCAAAUAAAAGAUGAAGCAUUAAGAGAAAUUCCAAAUCUUAUGAUAAUCGAAUGUGCUAAUCAAAAUUGGAAAUUUUUAAUUAGUAGUUUAGUCGAGAUGUUACACAUAAUUUCAUCUGAAAGAUCUGAAAAAAUUAUUCGUCUACUUGCCCACUUUAAGGUGUACUUAGGUACAGAGAAAUUGAGGAAGAUUUUAUCAGAGUUAAGUACGAAGCAGUAUGAAAUAUGGAAGAAAUAUGAACAAAUAAUUUUUGAAACAAGUGAUACUAUGAAAGAAGGUGUGGUGAAUAAGGAGAAAAUGCCAUCUUCUGUUGAUGUGGAAUUACGGUAUCGAUUUGGUAUCAUACCAAUGUCAACCAGUAAUAUGCUCAAUAAUGAAACUGAUGCAACUUCAAGAAUUGCUGCUCUUGAACAGGUAAAUGCAAUUAUGAAUGGAAUAACACCGGAAGAUACGCGUAAAUUUGCAGCACAUUUGCAUUCCUAUUUUCUUACAUUGGGGAAUGUCUUGGAUGAUUUAAAUUUUAAGAUUGUCGCACUUUGCUUAGAUGUCAUUCGUCUGACGCUGGAAAAAGUUGGAGCACUUCUAGCACCGUAUAUACAGGUUUACUUUUAUACAGGCUUACCUUACUAUCACAUACGGUUUACUUUUACACAGGCUUACCUUGCUAUUACAUACGGUUUACCUUUACACAGGCUUACCUUGCUAUUACAUACGGUUUACCUUGACACAGGCUUACCUCGCUAUUACAUAAGGUUUACCUUGACACAGGCUUACCUCGCUAUUACAUAA
Brugia pahangi is the source of this 969-nucleotide messenger RNA. The record is from the annotation of a GenBank genome assembly. Lineage: Eukaryota; Metazoa; Nematoda; Chromadorea; Rhabditida; Onchocercidae.